AAUAGAAAACGGAUAGGAAUAUAGAGAGGAUAGGCCAGAAGCCUCUCUUUCUCUCCCUCUCUCUUUCUCAACAAUGGCUUCUGCAGCUGCAUCUCUUUCUACAAUCUGCACUUCCUUCACAACCCAUUGCGCAAUUUCCAACUAUAGCCCCAAAACCCCAUUCUCUCAAUCCACUUUCUUCCCAUUCUCUCGUACUCACUCUCUUUCUCUCUCCUUCCAACCCACUCUCUCUCCUCGCUUACCCCUCCUCCCUCCCAAAUCCUCUGACACUGCCCAAGCUCUCUCCGACCCUCAACCAGCAACGCAGCUUGUUCAGUCCCCACCGCUUCAGCCUCCGUCUUGGGAGCCUGGUCUCUUCGCUGUCGUCAUGGUUGGUGGGCGCCAAUAUAUUGUUCACCCUGGUCGUUGGAUAACUGUUCAGAGGCUGAAAGGUGCUAAGGUUAAUGACAAGAUUGCUUUACAUAGGGUUUUGCUGGUUGGCACUGAUACAUCUUGCUACAUUGGAAGACCAGUUGUGACAAAUGCUGUGGUAUAUGCAACAGUGGAAGAGCAGGGUUUAGAUGACAAAGUAAUUGUCUUCAAAUAUAAAAAGAAGAAGAAGUACCGCAGAACCAUUGGACACAGACAGCCAAAUACACGCAUAAGGAUAAAUAGCAUUAUGGGCUAUGAGAACUACCCAAAAGUUACUAUGGACGAUAUCAAGGACGAGGAUAAGGAGUCAUGAGCAUCUCUUGUACUGUGCCAAUAUUUGUAUCUUCUUGAAUCUUUUACUCAUAAAGCUAUCAUUUUGUUAUAGUUGAUUUUGCUUGUACUUAGAGGAGCUGUUUAAAUUCAUAUCUGGCUAAUGUAUGCCAUAUUGUAAACUCUAGUUCCUAAACACAUUGCCAUUUUUCAUGUUUCCAAUUGUCACAUUCCAGUUUUAACUAGAAAAGAUUCAGCA
Messenger RNA from Arachis duranensis, 940 nucleotides. Its product is annotated as 50S ribosomal protein L21, chloroplastic. Gene Ontology annotation, biological process: translation. Bases 74 to 724 code for a protein of 216 amino acids. Lineage: Eukaryota; Viridiplantae; Streptophyta; Magnoliopsida; Fabales; Fabaceae. Gene Ontology annotation, cellular component: ribosome. The record is from RefSeq and is a predicted model, not a curated record. The transcript is spliced from 5 exons. Gene Ontology annotation, molecular function: RNA binding; structural constituent of ribosome.